Molecule: messenger RNA, 1323 nt
Organism: Somion occarium
Lineage: Eukaryota; Fungi; Basidiomycota; Agaricomycetes; Polyporales; Cerrenaceae
Source: the annotation of a GenBank genome assembly
GCUAAGCGCCGAAAUCCGUUACCCCUUACAUUCGCACCGUCGAAGAGUGGAAUCCUCCUCUCCAUUCUUAUUCUGACUUGUUCUGCUUUAUAGCGAUCCUGUAGCUCACUAUGGAUUCUACUGCUCAAAAUAAUGCCAGUAUAGUUUCCGCACUCAUCGACGAUGUGAUCAUUAUGGUCUUUGAGUGUCUUGACGUCGUUGAUAUACUCAGAAUCAGACAAACAUGCAAAUAUCUGGCUGCCCUUACUCAGAGCAAGCAGUUAUGGAGCCAUAUUCUGUUUCGGACCGUCAUCAAGCGUAAUAUUCCCUUGCUCCCCUACACUCGAAGCUUCCAAGUUCUUUCCUCCACUGAAGUCGAGAUUGUCGCCAGCCAUGCACUCCGUUUGCGAAAGCAGACCAUCGCACCACCACAGUUACGGAGGCAACUCGUACUUUCUCUGGAUCAGUCGCGUUCUGUAUCCUGGUUACAACUCGUUCGCGGGCAAUGGCUCUUGGCGGCCUUCUCUGAUACACAAACGAGUAUCAUCAGGAUCUGGUCUGUUAUGGACUUGCUUUCUAACUUCGGGAAAUCAUCGCCUGUCGCUGAGGCGUAUUUGGAAGCCCCCGUUGCAUCAGGGAUGGUUCAGACUCGGGACGAUCAAUUGUACAUUGCUUUAUAUCUCAGAGGAAGUGAACCCUCGAUCGACGUUCUUACGCUCUUCACAUGCGAUGAGCGGCUCGCUUUCUCUUGUGUGGCUCAUUUUCCAGGCGCUGCCCACCUUCGCUGUUUUGACGAGGAUUGGAUAGGGUAUGCAUUACAUCAUGAAAUCAGCGUACCAUCUCUACUCAACUGGAACACUGGCGAUUUCAUCCACCUUCGUAAAACGCCUGAUAUGCGGGGAGGCUGCAUCGCGAUGGCCCGGUGGAAUGAUUACGUUGCAGUCAUUAACCCCAUUUCAUUGGAGUUGUAUCGGCGAGAUGACCAGAGUUACUGCUUAUGGGGUGAAGUGGAUUUGCCCUGUCCAGUUGGCUUUGCCGAGUUUGCACUGGCCGAUUCAGCUGAACACUUAACUUUCUGCUUAUCCUGCGAACGUGGUGUAUUUGUAUACCAGGUGGUGUUUGAACUCCCACAUGACACCCCACAGCUGAAGUUGGUCUGGACGUAUCGACCCAAACAAUAUGAACUUUCCCGUCCCUACAUCUGCAAGCCCAGGUUUGGCGUAACUCAACGAACAUUAACAUGGAUUGAUACCCCCAUCUUAUGAAUCCACUCGCUACUGUAGCUUUGUCUAUGCCAGACUUCCCCGUCUUGGAUCUGUCUUUCGUCCCCCCUUCUUCAUUGUC